Talaromyces atroroseus is the source of this 1623-nucleotide messenger RNA. RefSeq lists its product as hypothetical. NCBI's taxonomy places the organism in Eukaryota, Fungi, Ascomycota, Eurotiomycetes, Eurotiales, Trichocomaceae. Gene Ontology annotation, molecular function: monooxygenase activity; oxidoreductase activity, acting on paired donors, with incorporation or reduction of molecular oxygen; iron ion binding. The transcript is spliced from 8 exons. The record is from RefSeq and is a predicted model, not a curated record. Bases 1 to 1623 code for a protein of 540 amino acids.
AUGACUGUGACUAUGACUACGACUUCCGUUGAUGACUUUUCUAACAGCUACCUGCCAGUACGGCAGGUAGUUUUGCUGUUUAGUACCGUGCUCGUGGUAUCGAUUAUCUACUCUAUAGCAAUUUGUUUUUAUCGCCUAUAUCUUCACCCAUUGGCGAAGAUCCCAGGCCCUUUUUACGCCAAAGUCACUCACCUAUACUCAUUCUUCUAUAACUUCUGGUGCAGAGGCAAGUUCUACAUCAAGAUAGAAGAAUUACACAACAUAUAUGGACCCAUUAUCCGCAUUACCCCCGAUGAAAUCCACCUCAGUGAUCCGGAGAAUUACGAUGAGAUCUAUCGCAUUGGUUCUAAGUACUCGAAAAGUCCACCUUUUUAUCACGCCUUCGGAACCGAUAAGGCAACUUUUACCAUGGCGAGCAAUGCAGCACACCGUGUGAAACGCGCGGCACUAAACCCGUUCUUCUCGCGCAAGAGGGUUCUUGAGCUGGAAGAAGUGGUUCAGCAAAAAGCAACCAAAUUAGAAGCUCGCAUUCGGUCUGCACUGAGCGAGCAGGGCUAUAUUGACCUACAUCAUGGUUUUCGAGCGAUAUCGGUCGACGUAAUUACCGACUAUGCUUUUGAUAAUUGUUACAGUUUUUUGGAUCAAUCUGACUUCGGUGUCGACUUCUUCAAUAUGAUCCGUGACUUUGGUCCCGGGUUCUGGUUUUUCCAGCAGUUUCCUGUUCUGCAGCCCUUAGCUUUUGGUCUUCCAUUCUGGCUCGUGAAGAUGAUCGAUGGACCGUUGAAAAGAAUGAUGAUGCUACACAAUAGCAGUCGUCGGCAGAUUCUCCGCGUCAAGAGUGAUAUCGACGUGGACAAAAGAUCCCAAAGGGCAAAAGAACGACCAACGAUCUUUCACCAGCUGCUUAGCCCGGAUGCUGCUCAGAAUUAUGUUGUGCCCACGGUAGAUGAACUUAAAGAUGAAGCAUAUAUCAUUCUUGCCGCUGCUGCCGAUACGACAGGCAAUGCAAUGACCGUAGCUACCUACAAUACUGUUCUGAACCCGGAAAUCUAUAGUACAUUGACCGCGGAGCUUAGAGAGGCGUUUCCAGACGCGAGUGCUCAUCUAGAUUUUAUUACGCUUGAGAAACUGCCGUAUCUUUUGACGCUUUGGAAGACUGCCGUUAUCAAGGAGGCGCUUAGGCUAUCCUAUGGAGUCAUUGGACGUCUUCCAAGGGUCGUUCCCGAUUCUGCAGCCGAAUUUCACGGGUAUCAUAUACCUAGUGGAACACUGGUCAGCAUGAGUUCCUGGACAAUGCAUCAUAAUGAAGAUAUCUUCCCCGACUCUGGAAAUUUUGAUCCUUCGAGAUGGCUGGGUCAGUCCGCUGCAGUGAGAAAGGCCGAACACAACCUUGUCGCUUUUGGAAAGGGUUCAAGGCAGUGUGUCGGUAUGCCUCUAGCAUAUUGCGAAUUGUAUGUUACUCUUGGUAGGCUGUUUCGGCAUUUCGACAAUUUAUCAACGGACCGCAAGCCUCGCGAGGAUUUAUAUUACAACGAUUAUUUUUCAUCGUACCAUUCUGAGGAGAACAACAAGUUUAUCUUCAGGCAGGCCCAAUCAAUUCGCAUACGCUCCAAUGACUUUUGA